Messenger RNA from Vitis vinifera (wine grape), 1332 nucleotides. RefSeq lists its product as uncharacterized. The transcript is spliced from 3 exons. The record is from RefSeq and is a predicted model, not a curated record. Lineage: Eukaryota; Viridiplantae; Streptophyta; Magnoliopsida; Vitales; Vitaceae. Gene Ontology annotation, molecular function: ubiquitin-protein transferase activity. Gene Ontology annotation, cellular component: CCR4-NOT complex. The coding region runs from base 144 to 1142 and encodes 332 amino acids. Gene Ontology annotation, biological process: protein ubiquitination.
CAUUAGAGAAAUAGAGAGUGGAGCGCAAAACAAGCAGGGGUUUUCGUUAUCCGGUCUCUAUUAUCCACCACGCCUCUCCUUCUCUGUCUUUGUUUGCGGGUUUUUGAAUUAGGGUUUAUCCUUCAUUCAUUCUCUAAUUCUCAAUGGGUUUUGAUUCCAUCUCCAACUCCUCUUCUCCUCUUCCUCCUUUCUCUAAGGACCUUGCCAAGAAAAAGAGGACGAACAGGUCGGCUAGAUUGAAGCAGAGCAAGCUGGAUGUUCGGCGUGAACAGUGGCUUUCUCAAGUCAAGAACAAGGGAUGCGAGGUGGAUUCCAGUGGAAGGGGUGGGUCUCCUCCAUCAUGCAUGCAAAUACCCCAUAUGCAGAACAGGCUGGUGGAGACCUCAGAAAUGAGGUCAAGAGAGGAAGAGAAUGACAAUUCAAGCAUCCAUGACAGCGAUUUGGAAUCCCUGUUGAAUAGCCCAGUUGGUAGCAGUUUGGACAGUAAUGCUUCAAGGAAAGAUCAUCCAAGGAGCAGCAGCAGCACUAGUAGUGAUUGUUGCUCAAGAAGCCUCAGUGAGGAGGAAGAGGAUGAUGGGUGCCUGGAUGACUGGGAGGCUGUUGCAGAUGCUUUGGGUAUCAAUGACAACCAGCAGAACCCAAUUUCGGAACCUCCUGUUAAGCCUGAAGCCAGGAUUGGUUCAGCUGAUACGGAAUUACCAAAAAGAAGUUCUGGAGUUGACUUACUGAAAACAGAGAGUGGGGGAGUAGUUCCUAUCUCUCAGAUGAACUCUCGAGCAUGGAGGCCUGAUGAUGCUUUGCGUCCCCAGUCUCUCCCAAACCUCUCAAAGCAGUGCACUUUCCCGAUGAAUUCAGAGCGACAUUGCCACAGAGCUAUUCCUUGGGCAUGGAAAAGUACCAUCUCCCAGCCUUCUUCAUGUCCUAUCUGCUGUGAGGAUCUGGACCUCACAGACUCAAGUUUUCUGCCAUGUACAUGUGGAUUCCGGCUUUGCCUUUUUUGUCACAAAAGAAUUCUCGAGGCAGAUGGGCGAUGUCCAGGCUGCAGGAAGCAGUAUGAUCCCAUACAUGGGGAUGUAGGCUUUAAUACAGGAGCUACACCUUUCAAGAUUGGUCGUUCUUGCAGCAUGAUUUCUAGGUCUUAAAGAGAUUAUUUUAGGUCUUAAAAAGAAAGCUCUUUUCCCCUUCUAUAUUAUGUAUAUGGUCUCUUUAAUCAUCACCUAGAUGCUGUAUCUCUGUUUUUCAUUGAGGAAGAUGCCAGUGUAGGGAUAAGGAUCUGACCCUGCUUGGAACUGAAUUGGACCUUAAUGAACUUGACUCGGUACUUUUUUUAUA